AUGGUUCGAGCCGCCGGUUUGGUGCUUGCUUUGAAGAAGCCGGCCGAAGAAGCCAAAUUCCUGCUCCUCCAAGCGUCAAAAGCGCCUUUCCACUGGUCUCCGCCGAAAGGACAUAUCGAUGAAGGUGAGCAAGACCUCGACGCUGCCAUUCGGGAGACAGAAGAAGAGAGUGGAUACCGAAGAAGUCAAUUUAAAGUGCACGAGGACACGAGGCACGAAAUUACCUACAAGAUCACCCAAUCGGUUGCCCAUCCCGAAGAUGUCGGCAAGACGAAGACGGCCAUUUAUUGGCUAGCUGUGUUGAGCACUAACUCUGAGGCCGUCGUUUCCGAGGAGCACACAAAUGCCAAAUGGGUUUCUGUUGAGGAAGCGAAAUCGCUGAAUGACCUACCUGGUAUGGCCGAGCUAUGGGACCGGUAUGCAGCCAUUCUCGGAACACAA
Molecule: messenger RNA, 441 nt
Organism: Mesorhabditis spiculigera
Lineage: Eukaryota; Metazoa; Nematoda; Chromadorea; Rhabditida; Rhabditidae
Source: the annotation of a GenBank genome assembly